Molecule: messenger RNA, 1047 nt
Organism: Cyprinodon variegatus (sheepshead minnow)
Lineage: Eukaryota; Metazoa; Chordata; Actinopteri; Cyprinodontiformes; Cyprinodontidae
Product: hepatocyte cell adhesion molecule-like
Exons: 6
Coding region: 50-1027 (325 amino acids)
Source: RefSeq, a predicted model, not a curated record
CACCAAUCAUGCUGGCAGUUGGUGAGAAAAACAAAGCUUUUUCCUCAAGAUGUGGACAGAGAAGGAUGCUCCUUCUAAAGGCACAAAGAUUUACAAGAUUUUCUCACUUGUAUUUCUUGGAUUCCUAAAAUCUGGUGAAGUGGAGGCAGUGAACAUGACCAUCCCUAACACUCUGAUCAGAGGAGCGCUUGGAGGGGAGGCCCUUCUGUCAGUUCGCUACAGCAGCUCCAGCCUCGACCCCCCGGUUAUAAAGUGGCAACUUCAAAGGGAAAAGGCAGUCACCGUGGUUCAGUCUGUUGGAACAGACAUCGUUGGGACAUUGAGGCCUGAGUAUCAAGACCGCAUCCUUGUGUUUGACAACGGGACUCUGCUGCUCCACAACCUCAGACUCUCUGAUGAUGGGACCUAUGAGGUGGAGAUCUCCAUCACAGAUGAUAUUUUCCCCGGAGAGGGAGACAUCACACUCACGGUGGAUGAGCCUAUAUCCAGGCCAUUCAUCCACAUGGAGUCCUCAUCAGUGCUGGAGCUUACUGAAAACUUUGUCCUUAACUGUUCCCAUGACAACGGAACCAGGACCACGUAUAAGUGGUUUAAAGGUGGGAAACCCUUGACCAAUGAAUCGAGGUUUGUGUUGUCACCUGAUCAGAAGUGGCUGACCAUCCCCCGAGUGCUGAUGACUGAUGAGGAUAUCUACAGCUGCACGGUGGGGAACCCAUUGGGCAAUAUGAGCAGCCUGCCAAUCAGACUGGCCGUAUACAGAAGAAGCUCUGUCUACAUUAUCCUUUCCACUGGGGGAAUCUUCAUCUUCAUCACGCUGGUGACGGUGUGUGCAUGCUGGACUCCCACUAAAAAGUCCAGACAGAAAUCUAGAAAUUCCAGGAUUUAUGGACCCUCUUAUCACACACAGCUAAAACAGAGAGAUGAUGUGAGGGAGCAUAACGGGAUAAAAACUGUAACUUCUCUUUAUGUUCUCCAGCAAAAGGUACGACUGUCUCAUUCUGUUUUCAUUCAUGACUUUAAACAUUAAAUCUAUAACCAUUCAGGUUC